GAGCGAGGAAACUAAGUUGAAGGAAUUGGAGAUGGUGGGCGAAGAUCGGAGUGGCCCGUCGCCGCAGAGCCUAGUAGACAACGGAAAGCGGAGGAAAUCGGAUAUUUUCCUAGAUGACGUGGGACGUUCAGCGGAGGUGCGGGGCGAGCAAAAGGGCUCCCCGCUAACAGCAAGAGCGAAGGAAUUGGAGAUGGUGGGCAAGCUUCAGAGUAGCUCAGCGACGUGGGAGGUGCGAGAAGCACUGGGAGCGGAUGUCGAUGGUGAAAGUCAAGGUGGUCCGCCACCGCAAGGGCCAGGAGGUCGCGAAGAGGACGAAGAGAAUGCGGAAUCUUCUCCCGGCGACACAGGGUGGCCGGAGGAUCUGGAGGACAAGCGGAAGGAGCUUCUGGGGUCGAAGUUGGCGUUUCUUGGGGGACUGGAAGCAGUGUCGAGUGUAACCGAGCAUGGUAUAGGGAUGCGGGAUGAUAAACGAAGGCAUUAUCCCAAGAAUCCGGCCAUGAAAGGAGUGAUUGAUGAACAGGUAGACGAGUGGAUCCGAGCUGGGGCUAUCGAGCCAUCGCGGAGUUCGCGAAGCGCGCCCUUCGUAUUAGCAAGAUUAAGCAAGAGUAAAAUGAAGAGAGCAAGUAGAAAAUGAAGAUGGAGUCAGGUAACGAAGAGAAUUAAACGAAGGUAACGAAAGAACAUUAAUCAAGAAAAGUAAAAGUAAGGUAAUGAGGAUGAAAUAAAGUAAGUUAAACUAACGGAAAAUAAAAUUAAGAGCGAAUAAAGAGAGCGAAAAAGAAUUAAAUGGGUUAAGAGCGAACAAAGAAAAAUAAAAUAAAAGCGAAUAGAGAGAGCGAAAAGGAAUGAAAUGGGUUAAGGGCGAACAAAGAGAAAUUAAUUAAGAGGGAAAUAAAGAGAAUCGAAAAGGAAAGAGAUAAGUUAAGAUGGAAUAAAGAAAAUGAAAGAAAAUUAAAUAGAUUAAGACAAAGUAAAGAGAAACAAAAGAGAAUAGCGAAACAGUUUAAGAGGAAAUAAAGAAAACAAAAUAAAGCUAGAAUAAGUGAACAAAGAUUAGAUUAAGAAGGUAAGAGGAAAUGAAAUGAAAUAAGAUGGUAAAUGUAAGCAAAA
Molecule: messenger RNA, 1110 nt
Organism: Drosophila mojavensis
Lineage: Eukaryota; Metazoa; Arthropoda; Insecta; Diptera; Drosophilidae
Exons: 3
Coding region: 32-634 (200 amino acids)
Source: RefSeq, a predicted model, not a curated record